Parasteatoda tepidariorum (common house spider) is the source of this 2285-nucleotide messenger RNA. Its product is annotated as pre-mRNA 3' end processing protein WDR33. Gene Ontology annotation, molecular function: protein binding. The record is from RefSeq and is a predicted model, not a curated record. Gene Ontology annotation, biological process: mRNA 3'-end processing. Gene Ontology annotation, cellular component: mRNA cleavage and polyadenylation specificity factor complex. NCBI's taxonomy places the organism in Eukaryota, Metazoa, Arthropoda, Arachnida, Araneae, Theridiidae.
CUUUAAUAUGUAUGUCUUUUAAAGGCUCGAGUAUGGCAGAGAGAUUACAGAGACCGAAGAGUAAUGCAGCCUGAUGCGGCAUAUUAUACAGAGAUGACGCCACCACUGAGUAUGCCUGACAACCCCAUAAAUGCAGUCACCACAAAAUUUGUGCGUACAUCAACUAACAAAAUGAGAUGUCCUAUAUUUUGUGUGGCAUGGACACCUGAAGGUAGAAGACUCGUGACUGGUGCAUCUAGUGGUGAAUUUACUUUAUGGAAUGGAUUAACUUUUAAUUUUGAAACUAUUUUACAAGCUCACGAUUCUCCUGUUCGAUGUAUGGUUUGGAGUCACAAUGAUCUUUGGAUGGUAACUGGUGAUCAUGCGGGAUAUGUAAAAUAUUGGCAAAGCAAUAUGAACAAUGUAAAAAUGUUCCAAGCACAUAAAGAACCCUUACGAGGAAUCAGUUUUUGUCCUGUUGAUACCAAAUUUGUCACUUGCUCUGAUGAUGGCACUAUAAGGAUUUGGGAUUUUUUAAAAUGCGUUGAAGAAAAAAUUCUGAGAGGUCAUGGAGCCGAUGUUAAAUGUUGUGAUUGGCAUCCUCAGAAAUCUCUCAUAGUAUCUGGGAGCAAAGAUUCUCAGCAACCUAUAAAACUUUGGGAUCCCAAAAGUGGACAAUCAUUAGCUACAAUUCAUGCUCACAAAAACACUGUUAUGGAUGCCAAAUGGAACAAGAAUGGGAAUUGGCUAUUAACAGCCUCUCGAGACCACUUGAUCAAACUGUUCGACAUAAGGAAUAUGAGCCAAGAAAUGCAAACAUUUCGAGGACACAAAAAAGAAGCUACUACUUUAGCUUGGCAUCCUAUCCAUGAAGGUUUAUUUACUAGUGGUGGUUCUGAUGGUUGUGUUAUGUUUUGGGUUGUGGGGGCAGAUAAAGAGGUUGGAUGUAUGGAACAAGCUCAUGAUUCAUGUGUCUGGUCACUUGCCUGGCAUCCUUUAGGUCAUAUUUUAUGUUCUGGUUCAAAUGAUCAUUCUAGUAAAUUUUGGACCAGAAAUCGUCCUGGUGAUCGAAUGAGAGAUAAGUAUAAUUUGAACACUCUACCUAAAGGCCAAGAAGAUUGUGCGGAUUACGAUGAUUCUGGAACAAUAUCAUCUAUUCCUGGAAUGGGGCUGGAGCACGGUGUAGCUGAGCUAUUAAAGCCAUCAGAGAGGGGAUAUGAUGAUGAGAUACCAAUAAUUCCUGGACUAGAUUUUGCAUCAGAAGAGCAAGCCAGUGAAAAGAGCACAACUCAGAAGAAAAUUCCAUUUUCUAAACCCAUUCCUAAACAGUUUCAGCAACAAUGGAUGGAAAGUAAACAGCCUCUGUUGCUAGCCCCUCCUCAAGAAGAUCGAAAUAAUGGUGAGAUACAAAUUUCUCCUGAAGCCAAUCCCCAAUCUCAGAUGAUGCAGCCCCCACCACAGAUGAUGCAGCAGUCUCAAAUGUUGCCACCUCCCCCAAUGAUGCAACCCCCUCAAAUGAUGCCUCCUGAACAUUUUCCGCAAAAUCAAAGAGCUCCUCAAUUUGCAGAACCUUCUCAUAGGGUCCCACCACCACGUAAUGUCCUUCUGGGUGAAAGACCUUCAGAGCCAUCACCUUUACCUCCUCCACCUAUUCCAGAAGGGCUGAUGGGAAAUUGUAUGCCCAAACAUAACUUCUCUGAAAAUCAUGAGAAGUUUGCUCACGAUCAUCCAAGAAAUGAUCCACCCCCGCAUGAAAACUGGCGGCCUUAUCCUGACGCUGAUGUCCCUUCUGAAAAUAUGCAUGAAAAUGGAUCCUCAUCUAUUCAUCCUGACAUGCAUCACGGUUUUGAGCGACCACCUAACAGGAGUGAAAGGUUUCCUCCAAUGGAAGAGGACCCUGAAGAUUUGCCACCAAGAGGUGGUCCUCCACAUUACCCUGAGGACAGGAGAUAUCGUGAACCGAGAAACAUGAGGACUGACAAUUAUCCUCGUAAGCGUCCCUGGGGAGAAGAACCUCCCGAAGAACAUUAUCCACCGAGGAGAGACUUUGAUGGUCCUCACGAUUAUCCUUCCCAUUCGUAUCGGCAAGACGCACCUCGAUUUAUGCGAGGUCGUGGGCCGAGGGCUCCCUUCAGAGGCGGACGAACGCCGUUCCGUGUCGUGAACAGAGGUAGAAGCCGUGGUGGAUAUCAGUAAAGGAUGUAAAUUUAUUUUUUAAAAAUGAAUUGACUGUAAUAUAUUCAUUGAGUUGUUUUUAUUAUAUUUCUUUCCUUUCUACUGUGUUAAAUAAAUGAAUUGUGAAAGAA